Molecule: messenger RNA, 2445 nt
Organism: Pogonomyrmex barbatus (red harvester ant)
Lineage: Eukaryota; Metazoa; Arthropoda; Insecta; Hymenoptera; Formicidae
Product: E3 ubiquitin-protein ligase RNF10
Biological process (GO): positive regulation of transcription by RNA polymerase II
Molecular function (GO): metal ion binding; transcription cis-regulatory region binding
Source: RefSeq, a predicted model, not a curated record
AUGGACAUAAGGUCAAAAUUCACGCUGUCCCCUGCGAAGGGGACUGUUGCUGAUGCGAGAAAGAACAAAGAUGUCAGUAACAAGCACCAUCUGGGAUCUUUGCGCAGAAGAGAACCUACUGGCGCCAAUAAUUUCCCUAACAAUGUACAACCAACAAAGUACAAUGUACAGAAAACAAAAGAUCUUGUUAAGAGACAGAGACCUAAAGGACAAUAUCAUGGCAGUGCAGAGACGAAUUCCAAGGUAGUGGAGGAGAAAUUACCUGAGUAUGGCUCAGUAUUGGUCCAAAGAAGCAAAAAGAAUGGCAAUCACUUGCUGAAUUUCCAUUACGAGCGAUAUAUGAUGAGAGAUGCACAAAACAGAGAUAUAAGGAGACAUAGUUCCAACAGCAAUAGAUUGCUGCCACCAGUUCAGCGACAUAAAUAUAACAAGGAGCAAUUUGUACAAGCUAGCUGCCAAUUUGUUGUGACUGCAAGCAGGGAUUAUUCCUUACAUCUGACUAAUCCUGAUAUUCUUGUGGAUUGGAAGCUGAUUGAGCAAGUUAUAUUACACAAUUCAGAAAAUCUUUCCUGUCCCAUUUGUUUACAUCCACCAGUCGCAGGAAAAAUGACUCGCUGUGGUCAUGUCUAUUGCUGGCCUUGUAUUCUUCGUUACCUACGUUAUUGUCAAGAAACAGGCAACUACAAAUGUCCGAUUUGUGAUGAAUAUCUUCACAAAAAUGACUUAAAAAGUGUGGUCGAAAUUACGCGAAGUACAUUCAAUUUGGGUGAAACAGUCAAUUUGUGUCUGAUGCGUCGUGAAAAAAAUUCCUUAUUCGCAACUCCUGUGAAAUCUGCGAUUCAACCGCCAACAACAUUUUUAUCUGUUUCAGAAAAUGCUGAUAAUCAGAUAUAUUCAAAGCUUCUUAUUGCGAAUAUAAAAGAUAUUGUCAACAUCAUAGAAAGCGAACGUUCAGAAUUAGAAUUUGAGCUUAAAAAUGAUCCAGAUAUGUCUUCUGACAUCAAGCAAGCGCUCACUGAAUUGUCAAAGCGAAAGGAAAAAUUACUGUGGAAGAUCGCAGAAUCUAAAGAUGCUCCAUCGAUGGAAAAUACAAUGGAAAAAGAAGUUAUCGAAGAAACAUCGCAAGGAAAUGAAGUAAAUGUUGAUACAUAUUACGAAGAUGAUAAGAUUUUAGCAAAACAAUCUUCGACAGACAGUGUUUCCAGUGAUAGCCAGACUGUUUCAAGCCCUUCUAAAUUCUCUUACUUUUAUCAAGCCGAGGACGGACAACACAUGUAUCUACAUGCAGCAAAUGUGAAAAUGCUGGAAAUGCAGUAUGGUAGUUUAGAGUACUGUCCCCCAGUAAUAACGGGCAAGCUCCUUGAAAAAGAAGCAAGCAUUUGCACAGAAGAAUUAAGACGCAGAUUACGAUAUCUUUGUCAUCUACCACUUACUUGUCCAUUAGAAUUAGCUGAAAUCGAAUUAAAACCACCACUGGUAUCGGAGGAAGUUCUUCAUGCUUUCCACGAACAAUUAAAUUCAAGACAGAAAUACAGAGAACAGAAAGAACGCGAGGAAAGAAAAAGAGAGAAAAAGAUAAUAGAAGAAGAAAAUAGACAAAUUGGGAUAUAUCCGACGCCCAACAUAGAUAUCGAAUCUUAUCAACAUUUUCCUCAAUUACAGUCAGAACUGCAGUCACAAUUGUCGAAUGAGAACGUGCUAUCACCUUCAGAAUCGGGUACGUCAAGUAUUGCUAGCAGUCCAGCUUUGAGUGCAUUUGAUGAAAUUGCUCCAAAACAAGAAAUAGAUCAUUCGCGGGAACAAACCCGAACAUUCGCGGACAUAAUGAAAUUAUCAUCAAUGUCCACAAAAAUGUCUAAUAAAUCCAUCAAUGCAUGGCCCGCUGUAACAUCGAAAAUGCACUCCGGUACAACGAGUGCAUGGUCCGGCAAAGAUGAAGAAAAAGCAUUAUUGACAAAGGCACACAAGUCUACUAAUGCUUGGCCGCCUGUUAAAUCAAGUACAUGCAUUGGUACACCGGGUACUUCAUCCAACGAAGAUGAAAAGAAAUCAUGCGUUUCUGAAGAAGCAAAAGAUGAAAGUAAUGCAUUAGGCAAGAAGAAGAAAAAGAAAGGGAAAGGAACAGUACUGCUUACAACUGGUAUGACAUCUGGUUAUUCUAUAUAAUUAUGUAUAUUAUCGCAUAAUGUUUUUACGCUAAUUCUUUGCGCGCUAUUAAAGUAAUCGGUGAUUUUAUUGGAUCAGCGUAGGAAAUUUGUGAUUUCGUUGUGAUUUCGAAUUUGCUAUCAUUAUUUGACAUCGUACUAAAAAAAAAAAAAAAAAUACGUACGGUAUUACGUAUUAAAUGUCUCAAUUUUUCUAUUCUGGAUUUGUUUACUGUGAAAUGAAUUAUUUGCAACAGGGUUCUCGCAUAUUGCGCUUAUGAAUAAAAUUUUACUUCAUUUA